AUGGCUCGUCAUUCUUUCUAUUUUCUUUUACUCGGCAUCUUGCCCGUUUUCUGUGCAGACGUUGUAUCCAUUCCUUACGAACUGACGUAUCUCCUCCCCGGCACUUUUGAAGGAAGCAUCUUUGGUGCCUUUGUAAAUGGAAACUCGACUUCGGACGACACCAACACUAUUUUUGCCGCUGCCAAAAAGGCACCAUUCAUCUCCUAUGACGACGAAUUCCUUGCCCUCCUUGGACCAAACCCGGAGCCGACGCUCAUUGACCAGCGCGAGGAGAACUUUGCCGGCGAGGCUGGAGUUUGGGUGAGCGAGCGCAACGAGGUUUGGUACACGACGUGGAUCAACGAUGGCCCAACUCGUGUCGAGAUCCUGAAUCUGACUAACGGCACUAUCCGCAAUCUGACCACGUCGGAGCCCCUUCAGAACCCUAACGGCGGUUACUACCAUCAAGGCCGCGUUUACUUCACCAGCCUUCGUGAUGACACCCGCAGCUGGCCUGGCGGUGUCUUCGCAGUCGAUGUCGAUACGGGCGAAGUUGAGUGGAUCUUGAACUCAUACUUUGGCCUCAAGUUCGACGCCGUUGACGAUGUGGCAUGGGUCACGCAGCCUGGUACAAACAAGUCGUACAUGUAUAUCACCAUUCUUCCCUCCGCCGACAGCGUCGUUAGCAACGACACAGUCCCCCAAGGCCUGUGGCGCUUCGACCCCCAGGCUAAGACGCUGCUCCCGGCCAUCAGCAGGACCGACUACCCGAUUGCCAACGGCGUGCGGGUUUCCAAAGACCAGAAGAAGCUUUGGGUCACAGACUUUGGCGGCGAGGAAAGGAGCCGCAUCUGGGGCCUGCCUGCCAAGGUUGGCGCGCCUGCCAUUUACAGUUACGAUUUUGACGAGAACAUGUGGCCUGUUAACAAGCGCAUGUUCGGUGUUGCGAGAAUGCAAGCUCCCGAUGGGAUUCGGAUCGACGACAAAGGAAGGGUCUGGACCGGCGAAGGUGAAGGAGUUGUGGUACGGUCUGCAGAGGGCAAAGUCAUUGGCGUGUUCAACGCGUACUACUUUACGAGGGACCCAGUCUCUACGGCAAUUGUGCAGUUUGAGUUGGCCGGGGACACUCUGGUCAUCUUGGGUAUGGAUAAGCUUUGGACAGUGAAACUUGCGGAGGUCGUGAAUAGCGCGGCCUGA
Messenger RNA from Colletotrichum aenigma, 1176 nucleotides. RefSeq lists its product as uncharacterized. Lineage: Eukaryota; Fungi; Ascomycota; Sordariomycetes; Glomerellales; Glomerellaceae. The record is from RefSeq and is a predicted model, not a curated record. The transcript has a single exon. The coding region runs from base 1 to 1176 and encodes 391 amino acids.